AAGUGCCUCGAAAAUUUCGCGCUAUACGGUAUCUGAUUAUGGUAGUCUUUUUUUAUUGUUCUUGGAUGGGAGGGGCUGCUAAUACAGACCCACCCCACAUUGUCUCCAGCUCCUAUUAAUUAAAGCAGACAAUGGCAAAGAGAAGCAACUUCAAGCUCUCCCCUAUUUCCACUUGGCUGGUGGUGGGAGCUGGUAUGGCCCUCACUGGGGUCCUGGCGUGCUGCCCUGAGGUGAUCCCCUACCCCAGUCUGGGGCCAGUAGGAACAUUUCUCCACUACAUUGCGUAUGAUCAUCCACUGCUCAUCAGGGGAACGUUCUUUGGUGCUGCCAUUAUACACUUUGUGGAAGGGAUUGUGGCGUUCGUCAUGUGUCGACGUAUGAAGCUGAGUACUAGAGACACUCUACUGUGGACACUGCAGACAGUUGGUGUGGGAUUUGGAUCACUGCUUCCUCUUAGAGCAUUGUACAAGAAAAACAAGACAAAGUCGCAAUAACUAUUUAUAUAUAAUUAUGACCAAGAGUUCUAAUGAACUCUUGAUAUGACUUACAGAUGUGUGCACGAAUAGUUAAUGAUGGAAUUUUAUCAUAACAAGACAAAAAAAAUUAGUAGUUGUUUAGUAAUUAUUGUCUAUAUACAUGACUUUUGGAAGAUUAAUGUUUUUAUUAUUAACAA
This is a messenger RNA of Halichondria panicea, 673 nucleotides long. Its product is annotated as transmembrane protein 254-like. Lineage: Eukaryota; Metazoa; Porifera; Demospongiae; Suberitida; Halichondriidae. The record is from RefSeq and is a predicted model, not a curated record. The transcript is spliced from 3 exons. The coding region runs from base 132 to 494 and encodes 120 amino acids.